Molecule: messenger RNA, 350 nt
Organism: Porites evermanni
Lineage: Eukaryota; Metazoa; Cnidaria; Anthozoa; Scleractinia; Poritidae
Source: the annotation of a GenBank genome assembly
AUGUGUUUGUUUUUCGUUGUUCAGGAUCAGCUGUUACAAGCGCAGCGAAAUCAGGACCUUAUUGAAGAAGAGGAAUAUUAUGAUUCGGUAAGUGUUAAAAUCGCCUAUUCUGCUCGAAACACUGCCGGUAGAAUUUAUCCAAAUCUAAUGUAAAUCUUUCCAUGUGUAUUCUCGGUUAAUUUUUUUUUACUGCAUUCCUCUUUGCUUUCAGUCGAUUCUGAUCUCAUCUGCCUUCCUUUUAACUAUAGUGAUAAUUUUAUUUUCAGAUAAAAGAGAACCACCGCCAGGAAGAAAAAGCGCUCAACGAUUUCUCCGAUUAUGUCAAUCGAACGUCUGACUACACAGUUCUC